ACUAAGUUCUGUCGUAAUUUACCUCUCUAAUGAAUAUAAUACAAUUUUGAGCAAUUGCUCAAACCUAAGUGGUGGGAAAUUAGUCUCGAGAGUGAUGUUGCGGUUUCUUUUUCAUGUUAUUUUUCCUUCUUAUCACAAUUCCGUUACUAGCAUCCAGGUGUCAUAGUGAAAGUACCACGUUUUGGAGUGAUAUUUGUAUCUACCCAAAUAUAUUACAUUACCUCCAGAUUCGAUCAUUUUCUCCCCUUGUUUUAUUUUUAAUGUGAGAAUGUGAUCUGAGCAUGUGAUGUCUCCUCGCGGUGGUGUAGUGUGCAUGGAGGAGAGGAUGCCCUUGAAGGCUCACUGUAAUACAGGAACUUUGAAUCUUUCACAACAGGCCGACCUCUGUACGUAAAAAAAAAAAAAAAUAUGCAGACCAACACAACUUUCACUACUACUCAAACACUUUAUCAACGGACCUCGCUCCUCCCGUGUGCCGCUUUUGGUCACGUGACACAACACGAAAAUCUGAAUUUUCCCAAGAAACGAAAUCGAAACUUAACCCCGUGCCUCUUGGACUUGGUUUCUUUUCACUUCAACUGAUUGCACGCUUUCCCUUGCGUGGUGUAACACUUGAGCAACACCAAUUUGACACCGUUUGAUUGUAGCUCGUGCGGCGUUUAUAAGCGAGAGACCUCACUUGAGUCUUAACUGCGGAGCCUGCGGACCUCAGCUUAUCCGAGACGGAAGACACGGCGCGCUGGAAAACACCCCUCACCAAUUAGGCCUUUUGGAUAGCUUCAUGAUUGCGGGUUUCCGUGCCAGCUCUGUAGCGUGGGUCUCGCUCGAAGUCAUCGGAGACUCUUCAAAACGUACUUUUUCUCCUCGCUGCCGCUUUGAUUUAAACAUCCGUAGGUGCUCUCAGAGUGCAGCUGGCCGGACCUUUCUUCCAUCUGGGUAUUCUGUGUGCUAGACGGACCUACGAUAAUACAGAAGCUGUGCAGUCAGCUGCGUCGGCCCGCUUUGUACUCAACCCCUGCGCUAUGAGCAGUGGUAGAGGAGGGCCUUCCAGAGAACACUAUUACCAGAGACAUCCACCUCCCCAUUUGCAGGCCAAGGAGAAUUACUUUAGAACUGACCUGGCCCCACUCCAUCCCAGAGCUGGCCCCCAGCACGUUCAACAUCCAGGUUACUACAACGCUGCUGCCCAUCUUGAUAGUUCGCACAACCAAAAUCACAGUGCCAGCCCAAGUCCUAAUUCAUUUCACUACAGACAGGUAGAGUUUCUGAGAGGACAGACCUCUGAGGCACCACAGUUCCGAGGAGGUCCACGUGGAGGAGGGGGAGUGGUACGCGGCAGGCCACCUAGUUCCUCAUACCAGUCCCAGUCAGAGUACAACAGGUAUCCAAAUCCCAACAGCAGCCCUAGGGGACGAGGCAGAUAUUUCCAUGACCAGAGUUUUUCAUACUCGCAGGGUGCAGGAUACUCACGAGGCACUCAAGGCUCUCGACACUUGAAUCAAAACCAGCUACAAGGUAGAACCCAGAGCCCGUACUCCAAUAGACAGUCGUGUGCCCCAACAGAAUCAUUGUGUGACAAUUUUCAGAAUUUGUCUGUUCAGCGUGACAGGCUUAACAGAGGAGGAGAUAGGUUUGACAGAUAUUUUCCCUCCAGAAGCUCAGCAAAUGUGAGCUUUACAAAAGUUAUCACUUUCACACCAGAUAUACAGGACCAGGUACACAGGACUCUGACUGCUUUGAAGCCAGAUGAGAGUGUCUCUGCUAAAAUAUUAGCCAGAAAACUUCAUUUGCCCAAAAAGGUAGUGAACCAGGCUCUCUACUCAUUGGAACGCUCACAGAAAGCCUCCAAACAAGGCGACUCCCCUCCCGAGUGGACUCUGUACAGAGAACUUCUCAGAGUUGAAGAGGAUCGACGCUCUGAACUGAGAAGUCCAUCCUCGCAUCUAUGGGACAGCUGUGAUCACCCUCAAAAACCUGAAGCCCGGGUUGAACCAGAAACAGCGUACCGGGAAGAGGCCAAAGAAGACGACUCUGAGUCUGAAUUUAGUUCUUCUAACAUCUCUCUCUCCUCCUCAUCUGACUGUGAAGAAUCCCAGUCGUCAGCACACUACAAGAAACAAGAUCCCAGUACGACCAGCUCCCCUGAUCAGGAGCUCACGGUUGCUAUGAUGGCAGACCAGAAAUCACUCAUUUUGCAGUACCUCCUGAAUUCAGGAGAGGCAACUGCUCUCGUCAUAGCGAAAAAUGUUGGAUUUCGUAGUGCGAAGCAGGUCAAUCCCACUCUCUACGCCUUGGAGAAGCAAGGCGAAGUUGUCAAGAACGGUGAAGUCAACCCUCCCACGUGGGAGCUCUCCUUCCGCCGUAGAGAAAAGAUGGAGAGGAGCCUCAAAGCUGCACAGAGCACCCCAGCUCAGGGAGGUCAGAUGGAGGUGGAACCCAGUAGAGGCGAUGACGAAGGGGGGUCCAUCUUCUUGCCAUCAGCACUACCACCGUUACCAGGCUUUGAGUCACUGCCACAUCCGCAGAGUUGGAAAGCUGCAGAAAAUACCACAACGGCGGGGGGUCCGAUGGAGAUGGAAACCAGUAGAGAUGCAGAAGAAAGAGGGUCCACCUUCUUGUCAUCAUCGUUACCACAGUUAACAGGCCUUGAACCACUGCCACUUCCAGAAGGUUGGAUGCAAGGUCAUAAUGAAGUGCGCCCCUCCUUUUCCUCCUGCAAAGAUGAAGAGACCAGCGAGGGACAGUGGGCCACCGAUGAGAUCCCAGAAUACCUCAAUGCCAUUCGCAAAGCGACGGAUGCAGAAAAGGCCAAAGACAUGGGAACUGUUGCUGUGUCACUGGCUGCCCCGCCUCCCCAGAACCUGUGGGCCAAAUUACAGGAGGUGAGGCUGAAGAACCCCGUCAGUGGCCUGAUGGAAUAUGCCCAGUAUCUGGGCCAGAACUGUGAGUUCCUCCUCCUCGACCAGACAGGUCCCUCCCACGACCCUAGAUUCCGAAUGCAGGUGAUGCUCAAUGGGAGAACAUUUCCUAUUGCCGAGGCGUCAAGUAAGAAGGUUGCAAAAAAAGAUGCUGCUGCUGCCACACUGCGUAUUCUUAUAGGGGAAAUGCAGGGAGGAACAUGCACAGGGGAUGAGGGAAAUGCUACGAGCAUAGACCAAGGGAUAGAGCCGCUCCCAGAAACCAGCGGGGCAGUUGAAAACAUGGGGGCAAUUUAUGGGUCCAGUAAUGUGGAAGGGAUAGCAGAGGGACUUCGGCAGCCCCUGUCCCGCUCACUGCCUGGUGGGAAGAAUCCAGUCUCUGUCCUGAUGGAGUACAGCCAACGCAGUGGGAACCCUAUUGAAUUUGUCAUCAUUGGGCAAGCGGGGCCACCACAUGACCCAAGGUUCAUGUACAGGGUGAAGGUCGGAGACAACUUGUUCGCUGAGGCCUCAGCUCCAAGCAAGAAAGCAGCUCGCCAGCUGGCGGCGGAGGAGGCUGUCAAAGAAUUAAUGGCUGAUGGGAAACUGCAGCUUAACAAGCCUCAGUUGCCCCUGGGCACCUCGAGCGACAGCGACGGGGGUGCUUCUGGGACAGCGUGCCCCUCUUUGCCUCCUCUCACCGCCGACGAGUUACGGGCGGCCCAUGAGGCGGGGGUUGGAGACCUUAUCAACCACCUGAACAACAAUGCAGUGUCAGGUCUCCUGGAGUACGCCAGGGCCCGGGGCUUUGCUGCGGAGAUCCGCCUGGUGGGCCAGUCUGGGCCGCCGCAUGAGCCCAAGUUCACCUACCAGGCCAAGCUGGGUGGACGCUGGUUCCCUCCGGUUUGUGCGUCCAACAAAAAGCAGGGGAAGCAGGAAGCAGCAGAUGCUGCUCUACGGGUCCUGAUUGGAGAAGCCGAGAGGGCUGCUCGCACCGGAGAGCUUAUCCCAGCUGAGUUGCCAGUGAGCGGCAGCACUUUGCAUGAUCAGAUAGCAAUGUUGAGUCACCAGCGUUUCAAUGCCCUGACCACACGUAUCCAGCACAGCCUUCUCGGACGCAAGAUUCUGGCCACCAUCAUCAUGAGGAGGGGGGAGGGCCUGGGGACGGUUGUCAGCCUUGGAACUGGAAACCGUUGUGUCAAAGGGGAGGAGUUGAGUCUUAAAGGGGACACCGUUAAUGACUGCCACGCUGAGAUCAUCUCCAGACGAGGAUUUGUCCGAUUCCUGUACAGUGAGCUGCUGAAGCACUACGAUGGAGCGGACGACAGUAUAUUUGAGCCGGCGGAGGACAAGAAACUGCGGAUCAAAUCAGACAUCACCUUUCACCUGUACAUCAGCACGGCACCUUGUGGAGAUGGCGCUCUGUUUGAUAAGUCAUGCAGUGAGACGGGGGAUGAAGUCGAGGGCCACCAGCCUCUGUUUGAGAAUGCUAAACAGGGAAAGCUUCGCACUAAAGUAGAAAACGGUGAGGGGACCAUCCCGGUCGAGUCGAGUGCCAUCGUGCCCACCUGGGACGGCAUCCAGCACGGCGAAAGGCUUCGGACCAUGAGCUGCAGUGAUAAGAUCCUGCGCUGGAAUGUUCUGGGCCUGCAGGGGGCGCUGCUCACUCACUUCCUGCAUCCCAUCUACCUGAAGUCCAUCACCCUUGGCUAUCUGUACAGCCACGGUCACCUGACACGUGCUGUUUGCUGUCGGCUGGCCAGGGACGGUGACACAUUCACCCAAAGCCUCCCUCCUCCCUUCAAGCUGAACCACCCUGAGGUGGGCAGAGUGAGUGUGUACGACUCCACUCGACACACAGGAAAGACCAAGGAGUCCAGUGUGAACUGGAGCCUUCCAGACCAGCACAGUGUGGAGGUGCUGGACGGGACCAAAGGAAAACUAGACGGGAACAAACUGGCCGUGUCCCGCGUGUCCAAGUCCAACCUGUUCUGUCUGUUUCGCUCGCUGUGCCAGCGGAGCGGCUACACUCACCUCCUCUCCCUGCCCUCCUACACCCAAGCCAAGAUGUCCGCCUUGUCCUUUCAGACGGCCAAGCAGCAGUUCUUUCAAGCUCUCAGCGUCCACGGCUACGGAGCCUGGAUCGGCAAACCGCUGGAAGAGAAGAGCUUCGAAGCAGGGGAGGGAUCUGGUAACAAUGGACCAAGUUUCCCUUUGGGAUACAGAAACAGCAGAAACGGAGGAGCGAUGGAGUCUAAGCAAGAUGAGGCAUAGAACAGCGCAGGGGACUUUAUUAUUCUAAAUGAGUCAUAUAAAUAUGUGGGGGGAGAGGCAAACGCACAGAGCUGAGGCAGAUAGAAAGAGGUGGAUGGAGUAAACGGAAAGGACAAUUGGACAAUGCGAAGCCGGUGGCCUGUACUGUGUCUUCUGAUGGAACAUGGCUAAAGGCUGCAGAGAGAGUGAUUUAAAGGGACAGCGUAAGUCAAGGGCAAAGCCUGAAGAAUGAGUGAGGUCACCGUUGAUGAGACAGAGCAGAGGUCCACGGGGUGAACAGAAUAUGGUAAACACUACAUGGAAAAGGAAGCGGGUUGAAGCCAGUAAAUCACACCGAACACUGCUGCAACACUCAGUGGUUCUAGUUGUUUGUCAGCAUCACUCAUGCAGUUUAUUAUUUGGUCAGGUUCAGAUUGUUAUUUCAGCUUUUCUUCAUCAUCACAGUGGCAUAUGUUGCCGUUUGAUCCAUCUGGUUUGUGAAAUCGUUAUUGCAGGUUCUUUCACCGUUGCUAAUGCAGUCUGUUGAUUUGCUCUCUUUCAACCACCGUUUGUCGUCCAAUUGUUAGAGCUUUAUUAUACAGCACGAGCUGCUAAGAGGCACUCAGCCUGAUGUGACCCUGCAUUGAAGCAGUGUUUGUAAUUCUGAUGAAGUUACGUUUUCUGCUCCCUGUGUUUUAGUGCUGCGACAGUGGAGAAAAGUUGUGAUUCUCGGUGUUUGAGAGUUGCAGCGAGCGGAGAUGAACUGUUUCUCGGUACAGCCCCAGUUCACACUGUACAUAAACUGUAAAGUACUGCUGAUUGGUAUGAGUAACCUUUAAUGUCCAACAUUUAAGGCUUCAGCUCGUGUACUCUGAAGUCUUCAAGCCAGCUACUUUAACUUUAAACUGUACACCCACAUCUGUCCAUCUUUCCACAUGUUUCCAUAGUCCCAUUGUCAUCGUACUUUGUAGCCUUUUGAUCAGUCCCCCCUUUCAGGUUUUAUAUACUGUUAAUCACCAAUGCAAUGGCUUCCAAAUUUUCAUUAUGUCUGUUCUUAUUGUGUUUUUUCCUUUUACAUUUUUUUCCUCACUUUUCUUCGUGUCUGUUAUUAUGGUCACCAGUAGCUGCUCCCAGUCUUGGGAAGUCUCAUUUACAUACUGUUCAAUGUUGAUUCAGAUGUGGGGGGAAAUUGUGUUGUACGGUGACGGAUGAUGCGAUAUAUACAUCACAUAUAUGCAAAUACAUGAACACCCAGAUGUACAGUGGGGUCUGAAGGUCAGGUUACAGAAACUUACAUUUUUAUGAUUUAUUUUUCACAAUAUUGCAAUAUUUUAAGGAGUGCGUUUACAGAAAGGCAAACCUGCGUUAACGUUUGCUGUUAACUGCGGUGUCCAUUUAUUGCUACACGUGUGCAGAAAGGCCUCAGUUAUGCUUCGGAGUUUUAUUGUGGUUAUGGCCCGAUAACUACAAAGGAAAAGCUAUGCAAGUCAACUCAUCUCAGUGAAUCUUCAAACACUUUGGUUUAGCUUUGAUAUGUCGUGUGUUGAGUCGUCGUCUUGCUGGAAAAAGUUCUAUUUUUUUCUAAAGAUUUUAAGCGUCAAGCUGCCUCUGUAGAACAGAGGGGCUCCUCUUUGGCCACUGUGUAGUAUCAUAUAUAAAAGCUUUCAGAGAAGUAUUUUAGUUCAUUUUAGUUUAGUUGCACAAAUGUACAGUGCUUGGAGAUGACACAGACCUUUAGACGCCACUGUAAGCAAAAAUGUUUGAGUAUAACUCUGUAUAUGCAGAAAGUCUGAGUGUUUAUGUAUGUGUGUAGGUUUAAUGUAUAUAUUUUGUAAAUCAUCUACAAUUUCUUUUCUAUUUUUUUUUUCCUGAUCUUUUAAAUAAAAUUGGGAGCGGACUAUGCUGAUUUUUUUUUAAAAUUAUCAAAAGUUACAGAAUAAACAAGUAGCGAGCUGUUA
Molecule: messenger RNA, 7108 nt
Organism: Mugil cephalus (flathead mullet)
Lineage: Eukaryota; Metazoa; Chordata; Actinopteri; Mugiliformes; Mugilidae
Gene: adar
Product: adenosine deaminase RNA specific
Exons: 16
Coding region: 1023-5171 (1382 amino acids)
Biological process (GO): RNA processing; adenosine to inosine editing
Cellular component (GO): cytoplasm; nucleolus
Molecular function (GO): double-stranded RNA adenosine deaminase activity; double-stranded RNA binding; tRNA-specific adenosine deaminase activity
Source: RefSeq, a predicted model, not a curated record